CUCGGGGCUAUGCUAUCCUUUUACUAGCUGGAUAUAAUCGGAAAGCGGGACACGCAGUGCGAAUCCCGCCUUAUCACGGCGGAGAUCUCUGCCGCAGGCUAUUCUUCAAAAACCUUUACAAGAGGCAACGAAGCAGGCGAGGUGGGCGUGUGUGGGCCGCGGCGGAGACUCGGAGGCGACGGAAGGGCCAGACUCAGCCACUCUCCCGCCAACACAAAGGCUGCAGACACACGGCCCUCUGGAAGACGCCUCACGGUGCCUCAGGAUGCUAGACCGUCAGGAGGAGUCGCAGGGGCAGGAGGAGGUGGUGUGUGUGGGGUGUCGGGGACGCAUCACGGAGCGCUGGUUCUCCAAGACGCAGGAGGGCUUGUGGCACAGUGCCUGCCUCAGGUGCUCAGAGUGCCACCAGCCCCUAGAGGAGAAGUGCUUCGCUAAGCAUGGCCAACUCUACUGCCGGGAUGACUACUUCAGGUUGUUCGGGUGUGGGCGGUGUGGGCGUUGUGGGCUGGACAUCUCGCCUCAGGAGAUGGUGAUGCGCGCCCGUCACCACGUGUUUCACUGCUUCACCUGCGCCUCCUGCCACGUCAUAAGACUUCGGGAUGAGGGACGGUGCGGUCUACUGCCGUCCACACUACAACUCAUCCUCCAAUCAGAGGCCGAGAUGGAGGCGGUGGGCGUGUCGGCGGGGAUGUCGUACCCGCCCCUCUCCCCCGCCACGCCCCGCCUCGCCUUCUACAACGGGGUGGGGGCAGCGCAGAAGGGGCGGCCGAGGAAGAGAAAAAUCCCCAGCGAGGACAUGCCGCCCUUGACGCCCCUCACGCCUGGCAUGGAACUGGUGCCUGGAGGGGAGAUGUCUAUGGACGGUUACCGCUACGACCACCAAGGGCCCGGCCAGAACCGCACCAAGCGUAUGAGAACCUCCUUCAAGCACCAUCAACUGAGAACCAUGAAGUCCUAUUUCAACCUCAACCAGAAUCCUGACGCCAAGGACCUCAAACAGCUGGCGCAGAAGACGGGACUGUCCAAGAGAGUGUUGCAGGUGUGGUUCCAGAACGCUCGGGCCAAGUGGCGGAGGAACAUCCUGAAGCAGGAGCACGAGAGGCACGUCGGGGAUAAGCUGAAGGACCAGUCGGGACUCCUGGGAGACCUCCGACCCGUGGACUCCCUGGGACCCGGCCUCACCGACAUCUACGCCAUGUCCUCCGGGGAUGAAGGCAGCCAGUCACUCCAGUUCACGGACAUGUGCCAACAGUUCUGAUGACAAAAUUACCUUGCUGAACUAGCACAAAAGUGGUACACAAACAGGAGACCUCAAGGACGAUCGCUGGAGGGUCCUCGACAUGAAAACGACCGACCCUCUGGAGUGUGAGGUAACCUAGAGGAGGAGGAGGUGAGGUGCCGGGCCCCGUCAGGUAAUCAUCAUUGCUGACUGUCAUAUGAUAACUAUAUAAGCUUUAUUACCGCAAGAGGAGACAAACGCUGCACCCAAGACACACAACGAGCCGAUCCUGUCGCUCUCACCGGCGUCUACACCUUGUUGCUCAACACACCAAAUUCUCCGGGGAGUGAUGAAGACUUUUCUGCCAGGUGUGACCCAGGUACUGCCCAGGUGUGGCCCAGGUACUAAGCAGAGUUACCCAGGUACUGCCCAGGUGUUACCUAUAAGUACUGCCCGGACAGUGUCUCGUCAAACCUCUAAUCAACAUACCAGAUCCAUAAAGUUAAAACGAAGUCACUCAAUCAUUGGAACACACAGACAAGAACGUGUUUAUUUGUUUUAUGUUUUGUCUCAUGUGUUUGUUCCACACCAAGAGCCUUUUGUUUGGUUGUGUCUCGCUCUCACCCCACAACACAAGAGUCAAUGUCCUCUUUACUAAUUCCUAAAAAAAAAAAUAAUUAAGUUUGUGUUGAAAGUUAAAUUAUAGAAUGAGAAUUAAAUGUAAAUUCUAAUUCAAUAUCAACAAACACAUUCACACCCAAAUUCUACAAACAAAAAAUAGUUACAUAUUUACCAAAAUUCAAAUUGAAAAUAUAAUUACAAAUACAUAAUGCAGAUAUAUGUAAAUACUCAAAACUCGUAUACAAAAAUGUAAAUAUAGAGUGGCUACGUCUUCACUCAAAGUAACUACAUGUGUCCGUAUAUUCAAACUUAAAUCAUCAUAAACAAAGAAACAGACACAGGGAAGCAACGUAAUUACCUUCCCCCAGGUACAGGUGAUACGACUUGGCAGCUAUGAACACUGGCGACAAUUACUCCGUGUAACUUCAUCUAACUUAUUUUUUUUUUUUACAGAAAUGUCAUAAACGUCUUUAACAAUGAGGGAUAAUUACUCUCUUUCAUGAUGAUUAUAAACGUAUGGUGAUUAAAAACGUAUAAGUGUGAGUAUUUUUCGUUGUAAUUACAUAUACACUUUACUAAAACCAUCUACCUACCUUGUUCAGUGCUGCGUGUACAUCUAUUUAUUUGACCAAUGAAAAAAAAAACAAUUAACUCAUGUGACUCAAGAUCCAACGCCUACAUAUUCAGUUUGCUAAAAAUAGUUCAUCUUGUUCAGUGCAUUUCUCUUCCGUGGAUAUUCAAGGUGUCCGAUAUGUUUGAGACUAGCGGGUGAAUUUCUUUUUUUUAACCAAAGAAAAAGGAAAAACCAGAUAUCUGACUUAAAAGACGUACACACACACACUUGAUUUAGUCCUUAUGGUGUGGAACAAGGUAAAAAAAGCCUCAAUAAAGGAGGAAAUGAAAUGAGAAAGAAGGAGAAGGAGAGAGAUGAAAAAAAGGCCAAGAUUACGAAAAACUACAACAAGUAAACAACGAAAACAGUAAAUAACAAUAAUAACAACAUUCCACAUAUUAUAUACUUUUACACAUUUCCCCAACACAUCCUCUCAACUUACAACAUUCAUUAUACUACAGUUGAGAUUAAUGUGAAAAACGAAAAACAAAUUAAUAAAAUCGACACUCCACUCCACCGUGAGAAACUAGAGUAAGUAUUUUGUGAUAUAUCGAUAAAGAGUUUUUUUUUUUUUACUGUUGGUUAGGUAAAGGUGAUGAAGGUAUAUGGGCCACCCUGAGACGCCCCCUACAGCAUCCCCAGCCAUUGUGCGAGUGCGUAUACCUGACUCUCAUCUCCUCUUGCUACAUGUACAGACGAGGGUCAUAUGGCAUCACCAUCGUGUGCCGCCCUCAGCCAGCCAGCCAACUUCAGUUUCAUUCAGGGAGAGAGAGUUCAUGAGGUUGUAUUAUUAUUUUACAGUUGUGGUGGCACGGUUACUGUUUAAUGGUGUGUGUGUGUGUGUGUGUGUGUGUGUGUGUGUGUGUGUGUGUGUAGGACCUUCAAAUCAAAUGUCCCUCCAGCUGCCAACUCUAGACUCUGUAAAGUGAUCUCUUAUUAAAAUCAUAUAAGAAUCACGUUUCCUUAUUGGCAAGAACCUGACACUUAUAGGGGGGUCCAUUAAUAGACAUCACCACCGUCUCCUAUACACACACACAGACAGUAGCAGGAUCAUAAACUGCGUCGUGCCAACUAUAGGAACCCCAAUUGAACCGGAUCCCCAAUAUACCCACUCUGAUGAAGAAAAUAUACUGAAUGUGUCCGUGUAUUUCCUUGUUAUAUACGUAUAUAUGUAACACAGACACACGGGAAGUUAUACUGUAUGAGUGACACGUUUCAUCCAAUUAUGUGCAUCUGUAUAUUUAUGAGAGAAAGAGAGAGAGAGAGGAUGGAUUAUUUUAUGUAAUUUAUAUGAGAUACUAAUUGAUGUCAUUACUUGUUUCAAUCACAGCCAAUAAUGAGUUUGUUGCCUCUGCGGUUAUCACUCACUCACACACACCUGAGGGGUUGAUAGACCAGGUGUACAGGACGUUAUUAGACCCUCACUCAUCAGUCCCCUUCACCUCCCAUUAUAUCAAUCAUCCAGUGGCUAAACAAACUGUAUAUUUUAUGUGCUCUCAUGUGUGUGUGUGUGUGUGUGUGUGUGUGUGUGUGUGUGUCUCACCUGUGGUCACCUGGUAAGUGUUGUUGUGAUGAUGACAAACAGCUGAUCCAUUGUACAGUAUAUAUAUAUAUCCACAUCUCUCGGGUGAUCAAACACUAGGUCACUUAAUGCUCCAACAAACAAACAAAAAAAACAUCAUCCUGAAUAAAUAAAUAAAUAAAAACCAUCACGAAACAAAUUAAAAAAAAAAACAAGAGAGAAAGAUUCAAUCCUCUAUCACAUUUAAUAUAGGGGAUUUGAACACCAUUUUUCACAUAUAUUUUUCCGUCUAAACAAAAGCGAAUCUGAAAACCAUAUUUAACUGCAUUCACGAACGUCUUCAUCUGUCAUACAAACAACAGAGGUAUUUUAGGGGUUUUUUUUUGUGGAUAUAAAAAAAAAGGAAUUUUACCUGACAGACUGUGGCAGGUGAGGACGAAGCAGCAUUACCUAGUCAAAUGUAUUAUAUACCAAAGCCUAUGUAGAGAGAUUAAACCCCCUCCUCCACCCCACCCCCCACCUUCCAGACUCUUCUUCUUUUAUUAAUAUUCUUUUGUGUGUAAAUACUCAUAAUAUAUUAAUUGUGUAAAGUUAAGGCGAUGUACCAAAGAUUUGUAAAAUAAACUAAAUUAAAUAUG
This is a messenger RNA of Homarus americanus (American lobster), 4613 nucleotides long. RefSeq names its product LIM/homeobox protein Lhx2-like. Gene Ontology annotation, cellular component: nucleus. The record is from RefSeq and is a predicted model, not a curated record. The coding region runs from base 266 to 1258 and encodes 330 amino acids. The transcript has 7 exons. Gene Ontology annotation, molecular function: DNA-binding transcription factor activity, RNA polymerase II-specific; RNA polymerase II transcription regulatory region sequence-specific DNA binding. Gene Ontology annotation, biological process: neuron differentiation; regulation of transcription by RNA polymerase II. Lineage: Eukaryota; Metazoa; Arthropoda; Malacostraca; Decapoda; Nephropidae.